AUCCUCAACUGACUGCCUCAAUCUUGGACAGUGUACUCACAGUAUACUCCCAACAAUAAAGAAAUUUCCUGCCUGUUGAUAUUCGCCUCAUCGCUCCAUCCCCUCCAGAACAAUGCGUGAGUGCAUCUCUAUCCACGUUGGUCAAGCUGGAGUCCAGAUCGGCAAUGCCUGCUGGGAACUCUAUUGUCUUGAACACGGCAUCCAGCCAGAUGGGCAGAUGCCCAGCGACAAGACCAUUGGAGGAGGUGAUGACUCCUUCAACACCUUCUUCAGUGAGACCGGAGCUGGAAAGCACGUCCCCAGGGCUGUGUUUGUAGACCUGGAGCCCACUGUCAUUGAUGAGGUGCGCACUGGUACAUACCGUCAGCUGUUUCACCCUGAGCAGCUCAUCACUGGAAAGGAAGAUGCUGCCAAUAACUACGCCCGUGGUCACUACACUAUUGGAAAGGAAAUUAUUGACCUGGUGCUGGACAGGAUUCGCAAACUGGCUGACCAGUGCACAGGUCUCCAGGGUUUCCUGGUGUUCCACAGCUUUGGUGGUGGAACCGGUUCUGGCUUCACCUCUCUGCUGAUGGAGCGUCUGUCUGUGGACUAUGGCAAGAAGUCCAAGCUGGAGUUCUCCAUCUACCCCGCUCCUCAGAUCUCCACCGCUGUGGUAGAGCCUUACAACUCCAUCCUGACCACCCACACUACCCUAGAGCACUCUGACUGCGCCUUCAUGGUAGACAAUGAGGCCAUUUACGAUAUCUGCCGUAGGAACCUCGACAUUGAGCGUCCGACUUACACCAACCUCAACAGGCUGAUCAGUCAGAUUGUGUCCUCCAUCACAGCCUCCCUCAGGUUUGAUGGUGCCCUCAAUGUCGAUCUCACCGAGUUCCAGACCAACUUGGUGCCCUAUCCUCGUAUCCACUUCCCAUUGGCUACCUAUGCCCCAGUGAUCUCCGCAGAGAAGGCUUACCAUGAGCAGCUCUCUGUGUCUGAAAUCACUAAUGCUUGCUUCGAGCCAGCCAAUCAGAUGGUGAAAUGCGAUCCGCGUCACGGCAAGUACAUGGCUUGCUGCCUGCUGUACCGUGGUGACGUGGUGCCCAAAGACGUGAACGCCGCAAUCGCCACCAUCAAGACCAAGCGCACCAUCCAGUUUGUGGACUGGUGUCCCACUGGUUUCAAGGUUGGCAUCAACUACCAGCCUCCCACUGUGGUUCCAGGUGGUGAUCUGGCUAAAGUGCAGAGGGCCGUGUGCAUGCUGAGCAACACCACAGCUAUUGCUGAGGCCUGGGCUCGUCUCGAUCAUAAGUUCGAUCUGAUGUACGCCAAGCGUGCCUUUGUGCACUGGUAUGUGGGUGAGGGUAUGGAGGAGGGCGAGUUCUCAGAGGCCAGAGAGGACAUGGCUGCCCUGGAGAAAGAUUAUGAGGAGGUCGGCGUUGAUUCUGUUGAGGGUGAGGGAGAAGAGGAGGGCGAGGAGUAUUAAAAUGUUCACUAAAAACAGUAGACCGGUAAUUUACACACGAUAUACAUGAGGUAUCAAGUGUAAAGUCUACUCCUAAAUGUUAGACACAUUCUUGAUAAGUUGUUAUUUGUGGAAUUUAUUUGCCAAAUUUUGACUGAAUAAAUUGAUGGUGAUGUAAAAAAAAA
Sinocyclocheilus rhinocerous is the source of this 1632-nucleotide messenger RNA. Its product is annotated as tubulin alpha chain. The coding region runs from base 113 to 1468 and encodes 451 amino acids. Gene Ontology annotation, biological process: microtubule-based process. Gene Ontology annotation, molecular function: structural constituent of cytoskeleton; GTP binding. NCBI's taxonomy places the organism in Eukaryota, Metazoa, Chordata, Actinopteri, Cypriniformes, Cyprinidae. Gene Ontology annotation, cellular component: microtubule. The transcript is spliced from 4 exons. The record is from RefSeq and is a predicted model, not a curated record.